AAUCACUACUGAUUACACAUGACUGAUCCGAUUACUAAGCAAAGUCUAACUCAUGAACUAGUGUUUAAGCAAAACUAAAUAGAAAAGAUUGUACUGUAGAAUUAAACUUCAUCUUGUCCAAUUGUUCUAACAUUUAAAAUAAACUAUGAGUGUUAACUUAAAAAGAAGGAAAGUUUUUAACUGACACAAAAAAAAAAAAAAAAAAAACAACACACACACACACACACACACACACACAAAUGUGCUGGGAGCUGGAGCAGAAUUCGUGACCUGUGGGAAACUUGACAGACGGGCGCUGAGCAUCUCACACUCCACACGUGCAAACCAUUCCGACGGAAACCCUGGAAAAAAAGUUAUAUAACGGCAUUUAGCAGCUCGUUUCCCCAACUUUUCAAAUUCUAGCCGUUUGAGAGCCCUCCCUCUUUCAAGAGUCUUCACCUCGAGCCCAGAGCCUCAACUCCCUCAUUUCUUUCUCCCUUCUUCCAAGCAAACCCUAAAACCGCAGCUCCUCUCUCCACAUUUUCUCAAACCCUAACGUCCGUUUCUGCAAACCAAACCUUAAUCUUCCAUCAUCAACCCAUAAGACCUCGCACCCAUGGAUUUACUGCAACACCAGAAGGGUAGGAGCACCGAUCUUGGUGCCGAUGCACUCAGAGGGACCUGAGAUCUGUAAAAAAAACGACGAUGGAAGCACCGGUACAUCCCCAAAUCGCAUUUCAAGGAAAAAAAAAAACCACCACGUAGUUGUCUCCCUUCUAGAUCCGUCAUUUAAAGUUUGCAAGCCCAUGGUAUGUUCGGAUCCAGCAGGCAUCAAGGGCAAAUGGACCUGAGUUGCGAGGAUUAGAUCUACUACAUGGAAGGUAUAGAUUUUCACCGUCCUUCACUGUAAAUAACUCAUCUGCACAUGUAUGAAUCCGCUGGUGAAAUUUUUAUUGAACUCUGAGCUAAAGUAGAAAUCUGACAUAUAAUGGAAAUGAACUCUUGGACCCAACUGGAUUAAGCAAUGUGGACCCUUGUGCAGUCGGACCCUGAACUUUAGAAAAUGUAUUAGGAAUUUUGAAAUGGUAUGUGAUUAAUUCAGGGGGUGGGAGUGAGUGGCUCCGAGUGCAGAAGCUUCAUCAGAAAUGCCAUGUUGAUGCUUUCUCUCUCGUCUUUGUGUUUUCAUCACCUUCAUCCAUUACUACGACUCAGAAGAUUUAUACGAAAAGGCUGAAAUUAUUUUCUGCUGCAAUCCAUGGCUAAUACAUCGGCGGACACCAUUAGCUUGAAAGCCUUGGUGGACAAGGAGCGCAACCAGAUUAUGUUCAUAGAGUCAGAAAAUGAUUUUAUUGAUGUUGUCUUGAGUUUCUUGACAAUCCCCAUGGGAACAAUUGUCAGGCUGGCACCUAAGCAAUCAGUACCUUUAGAAAUAGGUUGUAUGAAAAAUUUGUACGCAAGUGUUGAGAAUAUGGAUGUAAAGCAUUUCUGGUCUAAAGCAUGUAGAGACAUGUUGUUAUGUCCCCCGAAUGGGGCCGAAGUUCAUUGCAAGAACCUCAAACUGAAGAUUGACAGUGGUCAGCCCACACAGUACUUUAUCUGCGAAAGAAGUGAAUGUAUAACUUAUAGCAGCGGUGUUCUCAGAUGUGAUUGUUGUGGAGGAAAUAUGAAUAGAAAGACAGAACUUUCAGCGUUUGAAGACAGAGGCAUCUUUGUGAAAGGACCAGCCAGACUUAUAAUUAGUGAUGAUUUACAAUUGAUGCCUCCUUUUACCGCGGAAAGUCUUUCUAUAUUUUCAGAGCUUGGAGUCAUGAAUGGUAAUACUACUGAGGAGGUGACUUUCAAUGUCGGAUCUGCUGAGGUUUUGAAAUUGCUUGUGUGCUCUUUAGUAUCAAAGACACCGCUGACAGAAACUCUGCUGAAGAAUAAACGAAUACGGAAAUUGAGCAAUGAACAUCAAGUAACAGAUUUUGAACCUGAAAUUGUAGAAGGCACAACAAAUACAAACGGAAACAUUUCUGUCAAGCUUAUAGUGAGCAAAUCCAAGAAGAUGGUUUGUUAUGCAGAAGUUGGGGAGGAUUUUGUGAAUUUGCUCCUCGGUUUCCUAACUAUUCCACUGGGUUUCAUUGUAAACAAAAUGCGUGAUUGCUCAUUAAAAGGAUGCAUUAGUCAGUUGUUCAAGAGUGUCCAAGAUCUUGACAAUCGCUACAUGAAGUCAAACUACCACAAAGAAAUACUACUCAGUCCCAAGCUUGCCCCCGGUGUUUGUCAUGACAACCAACUCUUAGAAACUGAGGAGGCCACAUUUUAUUAUGCAAGCAACCGUGGCAUGCUGUCUACUGAUAAAACUCUUCUCAAAACUCUUCUCGCUUCUCCUAUUUCAGGUGGGGUUCCGUCUUUCGGAGCAAAUACUUUCGGAACAAGUGCUGUUGAAAGUUCAAUCAAGUCAAUGAAAGUCAUGGGUCCCAAAUCCUACCAAGAUCAAGAAAAAGGAGUUCGAGGCCAAGGAUUUUUAGAACCGGCGAUGUUCACAGUAACUGACGAUUUGAUCAUACGACCUAUAUCUCUAAUCUUUGGCCUGUCUCUCCUGAAUGAAUUGAAGGUGCCUUUGACUGACAUUGAAGUGAAAAUCGUGCAUGUGGGGAAAGAGGAGGCUUUGCAUCUUUUGAUGGCUUCUCUUGCUUGUGACUCUGCGCUAACCAACGUCUUCAUUAGGGAGCCAAAGCAAGAACAACGUUGAAAGCCUGAUUAUAUAUAUGUUACAAACUGGAACUCUAAUUUGUAUUUUUGUGUGAGAAUACUUGUUCACACUCUUGUUUGUACGUAUUUGCUAUGUGAUCUGCAUAGAGUGUUGUCAGCAUACUAAUAUAAGUUCUGGGUUUGAGAA
Messenger RNA from Pyrus x bretschneideri (Chinese white pear), 2863 nucleotides. RefSeq lists its product as uncharacterized. The record is from RefSeq and is a predicted model, not a curated record. The transcript has 7 exons. Lineage: Eukaryota; Viridiplantae; Streptophyta; Magnoliopsida; Rosales; Rosaceae. Bases 1235 to 2716 code for a protein of 493 amino acids.